AUGACCCGCGAGAUGUCGACAGUUGUUUGGGUUGUUCUGAUUGGUCAGCUCGUCUCAUCGAUUGCUUCUUCUGGUUAUUAUUCUUCUGCUUCUUCUGGAGUGAAGGUAUACGCGAUGUCUACCACUCAAGUGUAUACCACACCGAACGCCGUAACCAAUGGCCACCCAAUGGACACGUCUCGGCCCACACUCUCCGCUUCGUCGUCGUCGGCGGCGACUACUGUCGAGUCGAGCGACGGCUCGUCCUCAUCGGCGGCCGGCACUCAAUUGUCGCAGAUUAUGAUCAACUAUAACAAGAUCUCGCAGUCGCCGCCGAUGAACGGCUCGACCGAUUGGUUGAACGGCUUUUACGAUUUGAUGCGAACCGAAUGGACGCGUUUGCGCACAUUUCACGCCCGACAAGACUGGCCGCACCGCUUCAUCACCGCAGAAGAGUUGGCGAACGCGGGCUUCUUCUACACCUCCAAUGAGGAUAGAGUUCAGUGCGCUUUCUGUCGAGGAGUGGUCUCGCACUGGAAGUCAGGAGACCGAGCGCUUAGUGAACACAGCAUUCACUUCCCAUUGUGUCCGUUCAUAAUGGAGAUGGACGUCGGGAAUGUGCCCAUCGGUAGAGAUCCCAUUCGCGACCCUAAGGCCAGACACGAUGUCUGCGGAAAUAUGAGUUCAUAUGGAGACACGAAUUCAGUGCUGAACUCAAUUUCGAUCAAUAGAAGAGAUGUCGAUAUGAAGGCAUUGGAUACACAUAUGAGUGAAUUUGGAGUCCAACCCCACAACGGACCCAAAAAUCCCGAAUAUAACUCGAUUGACGCCCGAAAGCGUUCCUAUUAUAUCAAUGGUUGGGAUCAAUCGAUUCCCGUAUCAAUGGAUAGCUUAGCUGAGGCCGGCUUUUUCUCAGUCGUUGUGAUGAAAUUUGGUGUCAAUUUUAACUUUUACUGA
Medioppia subpectinata is the source of this 936-nucleotide messenger RNA. Lineage: Eukaryota; Metazoa; Arthropoda; Arachnida; Sarcoptiformes; Oppiidae. The record is from the annotation of a GenBank genome assembly.